Molecule: messenger RNA, 681 nt
Organism: Necator americanus (New World hookworm)
Lineage: Eukaryota; Metazoa; Nematoda; Chromadorea; Rhabditida; Ancylostomatidae
Exons: 1
Coding region: 1-681 (226 amino acids)
Source: RefSeq, a predicted model, not a curated record
AUGUACAAGGUAUUGGAGCGCAUUAUCCUAGACCGACUCAUUAAAAAUUGCGAAGAAACAACGCGCGACGAGCAAGCUGGCUUGCGUUUUCGGUAUUCGAAGCCAAUGCAACUAGCGUUUCUGGACUUUGAAGCCGCGUUCCACUCUCCUCACCGAGGCCGGCUUCUCAACGCGCUCCGCGCCUUUGGAGUACCAGGAAAGUUCGUUCGCCUGCUUGAUGACCUGAAUCAGCGAACAACUGCUGCAGUUCGAACACCAGCCGGAUGUACAACACCGUCUGAGGCAGUAACUGGAGUAAGACAAGGGGCAGUGGCAGGACCCUUCCAGUUCAAUUUCGCCACUGACGACAUUAUGCGAAAAACAGUAAGUCAGUGUCCUGCCAUCCUAGCGCCAUCAGGACGCCCCUUGACCAUUCUCGCGUACGCAGACGAUGUUGUUAUAUUCGCGGAAAGCAGUACGAAACUUCAACAUGUUGUCAACCUUGUAUCGAAGCUGGCUGCAGCCUAUGGACUACUUCUACGCCCUAAUAAAUGCAAGCAGAUGUGGAUCUCUUCGAGACCUCGAACGAGAAUCAGGGUGGACAGACAACCGAUAGAAUUCGUCGAUGAGUUCUGUUACUUGGGCUGCACGCUGAAGAGCAACGGCUGCGAGUCUACCUAUCCGCAAUUCGCCCCAUCAUGA